Durio zibethinus is the source of this 1321-nucleotide messenger RNA. The record is from RefSeq and is a predicted model, not a curated record. NCBI's taxonomy places the organism in Eukaryota, Viridiplantae, Streptophyta, Magnoliopsida, Malvales, Malvaceae.
AUUCUUACCUCACAUGUCACAGUGGGAACAUAGGAGAUUUAAACUACCAGAAAAUUUUACCUAAAUUGGCCAUUUAUUAAUUAAAUAAUCUUUUUGAUCGGCCAACAACAUGAACAACUCAAAUCUCCAUGUAUAGUUGGAUUAGUCAACCAUAGCCAAUGACCAAGUUGCUAAAUAUCAGUAGCACGUUAAUUUCUAGGUAACUUACACAACAUGACAUAUGAAUUGACCUAUUAUUUUAUCAAGUGAAGUCUUUUUUUAAUGAGACAAUAGUACUAUAUUCACAUUGAAUUAAAUAUCUAGUUUAUUUUCAAUCAAUUUACUAAUUAUGAAUCCAAAUCAGCCUUUAUCACUACCUCAAAAGCUAUUGGAAGAGAGUAUUUGUUUGAUAAUCAUACAUAUAGCCUUCAAACUUUGUUACAUUAUUUUAUAAAACAAAAAUUUGCUAGGACAAAGCAAACAAAUAAUUCUUUUUACUAUAUAUGCUUUCAAAAUAACAUAUCCUUAGCCCUUUCAUUUCCAUCACUUCUUUCUUCUGAACCUAAUAACCUUUUGGAACACUUCAUCGGAAAACCAAUUUCAGUCACCGGAAAACAUGGGAGAUUCCGGUAAUAAAGGACGUUGUGGUUGUUGUACCUCCAUCCUCACUUUGGGUCUAGCAGCACUUUCCAUUUGGCUAUAUCUACGUACUUCAAACCCCAAAUGUUCCAUACAAACUCUUUACUUACCUUCACUUGAUAGAACCUUAAACCUCACAACUGAUCCUACCUUAAACCUCACGCUAAGGCUAGACAACCCUAACCAAGCCAAAGGGAUCAAGUAUGAUCCUUUGAUCGUGACAGUUUAUGAUUUUCCAAACAAAAGUAGUGUCAUAGGAAACAUUUUGAUGCCAGGGUUUUACCAGGGUCACAAAAAGAAGGCAACAAAGCCUGGUCAAGGCACUGCUAACACGACAGUGGCUUUACGGGCAGUUUCGGAGAACGGUACAGGGGUUUUCUGGGUGGAUAUGGCAACGUCGGUGAAGUUUAAGAUCAUGUUUUGGUAUACAAAGAAGCAUAAGAUUAGGGUUGGAGGAGAUGUGGUGGUCAACGCUAGUGGUGUUAAGGUUGACCAUAAAGUGAUCAGGCUCAAGUCCAUGGCACCAAAGAUGGGGAGUUUUUGUGUUGUGGUGGUGGUGGAAGCUUUGGUGAAUUUCUUGGUCUUUAAUCUGCUUAAUUUUUGGUGAGAUUUUGGUUUUUGUUUUUGAUGCUGUAUUGUAGAAGAGAAGAACAAAAAUGGAAAAUGUUCAUGUUUGUUAGCAACUAUGAAGAAAUAUUGAUUU